AUGGCUUCUGCUCAACUGCUAGCUCUCAUCCUUGCAUUGCUCCUUAUCAUUAUCCAUUUACUAACCAAAGAUAGAAAGCAAAACAAGAGACUUCCUCCAGGCUCAAUGGGGAUUCCGAUUAUAGGCCAGAGCCUGAGUCUUCUCCGAGCAAUGCGCACAAACACCGGCGAGAGAUGGAUUAAGGACCGAAUAAAUAAAUAUGGAUCAAUAUGUAAGCUCUCACUCUUUGGGGGACCAACGGUGUUUCUCACCGGCCCAGCAGCAAAUAAGUUCAUCUUCUCUAGUGACUCGCUCACUCUUAAGCAGCCACAGUCCAUCACAAGGAUCAUUGGAAGCCAGAACAUGAUGGAACUUAUAGGUGCUGAUCAUAAGAGGGUUAGAGGUGCAGUCAGUUACUUCUUGAAACCUGAGAUCUUGAGGAAGUAUGUUGGUAAAAUUGAUGAAGAGAUCAGACAACACUUCAGAACCAACUGGUUGAGCCAUCAACAAGUUAAGCCAGAUGUUAGUUUAAUAUCAAGAAUGGAAUUGUUCAAAGGAAUUAAAACAUACCAAUUAAAGAAGAAAUCAAAGUCAAUAGUAAAAGGUCAUCCCUGCGCUCUGUUUUUGCAGGUUUCACCAUCAAUGAAGAGUUUGACAUUCAAUGUCAUUUGCUCCACAAUAUUUGGGAUUAAACAAGGAACAACCAGAGAAGCUCUAGUAAAUGAGUUCAAUAAGAUGUUGGCUGGAAUGUGGGCAGUGCCUAUAAACUUGCCCUUCACUCACUUCCAUAACAGCUUGAAAGCGAGAAAAAAGGUUGGGAAGAUACUCAACAGAAUCAUAGUAGAGAAGAGGAGUGCAUUGCAGAGAGGUGAGUGUUCCUCAGAGGACGAAGAUCUCAUAACUUACUUAAUUAGCUUGGGUGCUGAUAAAGGAGAGACCUUAACUGAGGAAGAGAUCCUGGACAAUGCCGUGCUUUGA
Dioscorea cayenensis subsp. rotundata (Guinea yam) is the source of this 957-nucleotide messenger RNA. RefSeq names its product taxane 10-beta-hydroxylase-like. Gene Ontology annotation, biological process: sterol metabolic process. The transcript has 2 exons. Lineage: Eukaryota; Viridiplantae; Streptophyta; Magnoliopsida; Dioscoreales; Dioscoreaceae. The record is from RefSeq and is a predicted model, not a curated record. The coding region runs from base 1 to 957 and encodes 318 amino acids. Gene Ontology annotation, molecular function: monooxygenase activity; iron ion binding; heme binding.